CCGUUAUGAAGAGCUGCCUGAGCGAGAUCCAGUGACAUAUGGCGCACUCUCUGCUUCUUUUGUCGGUAUUAGCGUCGCUUUUAGCCUUGGGAUGCCCCAAAGAGUACUGCCAAAAGGAUGGCUGCCCGUCUGAGAGUGAGCUUCCCGCUGGUGGCGGUGGUGGCGGCCAAGACACAUCUAUGCAGAGUUCUUCAACUUUUUGGGACGCCAUGGCUAGUGUGAAGGACACGGUAAUGCUUGCGUACAAAAAGACUGUCCAAGGCGUGUAUAACAAGACUGCAGAGAGGUAUGCAGAGGUUGUUGACAAUUUGGUUGACGACAUCUCAGAAAACGUCCGUCGUGUAUUUCAAGAGGAGUUCAAUACCUAUCUUACACAUGCGUGGGAGUCAGUCAUUGGAACAACCCCUGACAAUGAUUCUACGGUGUUAUGGAAGGUCAGGAAGGCUGCAAAGAUAUGGAUGUUGAUGGCUGGAAUCAUCAUCUUCUGUCUUAUACUGCACUACCUCUUAUGGAAAAUCUCCAACAACAUCUUCACUGCCGUUAUUAACGCUGUUACACUGCAGACUACAGUGGCUGUAGUUUACAAGUUACUAGGACCAGAGUUGUUAUAUUGGGGCUUCUUCAGAGUGGCUUUGUGUGCAUGGUAUACUUUAGAUUUUGUAUGGGCCUACCUGUAUAUUUCAACUGGAAUCGUCAGCCUGUUGUGUGUGGGUGGGAACAUCUACCAGUGGAGGAGGAGAGUUCAAAAGAAGGAAUGGAUGAGUAACAUGAUCAGGAAUAUGGACAGGCGACUUCAGGUGAUGGAAGAACAGAACAAGAAUAUGGGGAAACAACUGAAUAAGAUAGUGGAGCAGAAUGAGAGAUUACAGAGUCAACUGGCCCAACCUUCAGCCUCACACUAGGUCUCCUAUGAUUUGCGAGAUAGGAUUUAGUUUCUAUUUUGAAACUUUGGUUAGAUAGUGAAUUUGCUGUUUUUAAGUAGCUACAUACAUGCUGUUAAUGUUUAUAUGUGACCAUUGAAAGUGCCAGUAGUAAGCUGAAGAGAAAACCAGUAUGUGAGGGGCUAGAAGACACUUGUCCACUGAGAGUGGCAGCUGUUGGUCCCAUGACCACUGCCCUAGUGUCUCCACUGGACUGGUCCCCCAGAACUACCACAUAGUGCCUCUUGCCAGGGACCGUGACGAGUUCGAUCUCAGUCGUGUGAGCUACUUCUGGAUCAUGGAUGACA
Messenger RNA from Geodia barretti, 1228 nucleotides. The record is from the annotation of a GenBank genome assembly. Lineage: Eukaryota; Metazoa; Porifera; Demospongiae; Tetractinellida; Geodiidae.